UAAAGCGGUUGAAUCGCAUUUUCAAUAUAUAUUGCCACCUUAAAGAGAAGGAAGCUGCAAAUCUUCAGACCAAUUUAAGAAGCUGAACAAGUGAAGAAGAGGCGCUGCGCCGCUAACGUAUCCAUUUGUCACGUGACCCCGAGCCAUUUAUUGGUCGCUAUCCUAGGGGAAGAUCGUGUGUCAUAGCUCAUUCGACCUAUAUCCUGUCGUCCUGACUAAUUUCGUAUCACUCACGGCUCAGUCACGCAUCGAGUUAUCCAUGUUCGUCAAACUAAACGUGGUAGACAUUUGACUGGGUGCUCGAUAAUCAUGGGAAAAAAGAAAUGCCUUCUACUAAAAGCAAUCAUAUCUUGGUUUCUUUUGCAAUUCUGUGCCUUUACAGUUUUCAGUUGGACAAUAGAUGACCCAGAGUACAAUGCUGUCAUUGAUGCAGAAGUCGAGUUGCCUUGCAACAUUACACCGCCAUCACCAGAUGACAGCAUUGCAUUGGUUCUAUGGUAUAGAGGAGAUUCUGGGAAUCCCAUUUACAGUUUAGAUGCCCGGAAUCAACCUACAGGUGAGCCAAAACAUAUUGCAAGCGAGAUACUAGGAUCUCGUGCUACUUUCAAUCAUACAGCGAAACCAGCUUACCUGCAAAUAAAACCUAUUGUCGAUGGAGAUGCCGGAGAAUAUCGGUGUCGUGUCGACUUUAAAAGAGCAAGAACGACGAAUAAAGCUAUGAAACUUAAUGUUAUAGUGCCUCCUGAGAAAAUACUUAUCUACAAUAAUGAAAAUAAAAGUAUGAUCGGACCAUUUCGUGAAAAUUCAAAUUUAAACCUCACCUGUGAAGUCAGAGGAGGAAGUCCAUCUCCAUCGGUAAUCUGGUGGCGUGAGUCGACCGUGGUCGACGAUAGUUAUUCUAGAAUAGAACGAGGUUUGGUCAUCAAUGAAUUAUUGGUGACGAAUUUGAAAAGAGACGAUUUAUUGUCCGUUUACGUGUGCCAGGCGUCCAAUACAAAUCUAACGGUGCCAAUAUCUACAUCAGUCACCAUAGACCUUAACUGUAAGCAUCUAAUGAACCAUUUAAUUUUUAAAUAAAUUAAUAUUUUUAAAAUAUUUAUUAUUAUUU
Centruroides sculpturatus (bark scorpion) is the source of this 1108-nucleotide messenger RNA. RefSeq names its product synaptogenesis protein syg-2-like. The transcript is spliced from 4 exons. Lineage: Eukaryota; Metazoa; Arthropoda; Arachnida; Scorpiones; Buthidae. The record is from RefSeq and is a predicted model, not a curated record. The coding region runs from base 310 to 1077 and encodes 255 amino acids.